Molecule: messenger RNA, 2048 nt
Organism: Perca fluviatilis (European perch)
Lineage: Eukaryota; Metazoa; Chordata; Actinopteri; Perciformes; Percidae
Gene: pigw
Product: phosphatidylinositol glycan anchor biosynthesis, class W
Exons: 3
Coding region: 325-1812 (495 amino acids)
Biological process (GO): GPI anchor biosynthetic process; protein localization to plasma membrane
Cellular component (GO): membrane; endoplasmic reticulum
Molecular function (GO): glucosaminyl-phosphatidylinositol O-acyltransferase activity
Source: RefSeq, a predicted model, not a curated record
CCUGACUGUCCGACUGCCUCCCUAACUCCCAAAACUACACACUUAUUCCCGCCCUCUUCCUUGGCUUCGCUUCAGGGGCCCAGCUGUCCACCAGUGGCUAAAAAUUAAGCGGAUAUGCUUAUGCUGGAAACUCAAAUCCCGGUUUGGCUGGAAGUUUCCAGAAAUCCGAGUUGUCUUGAAUGCUUCAUGGGGGAAAAUACGGAAGCUCUCUUUUUACUUCAGGCUUCCCGGUGGCGCGACAGUAACUAGUAUGCUAACUAGUAUGCUGUGAAACAGGUAAUCGUGAACCUGCAUUUCCGACUCCUAACAGACAAAUCCGUGGCCAUGUCUCAGAGGGACCUGAAGGAAGCGUUUAUCAGCAAUCUCAAUGGGACCAGUCUGCAGGAGGUGGCACUGGGCUCAUUUCUCACCCCACUAUGUCUCAUCAGCAGAGGGCUGAUUUUGACCCUCUACCAUCAGGCCAAAGGGACUCUUCCGCUUCCACUUCCAAUGGUUUCUCAUCUGCUUCUAGACUUCUGUGUGCUUAUCCUUCCCCUGGUCCUAUCAUGUACCGUUUUGAGCAGUGUUCUUCACCAGGUCAUCUUCAGCCUAGCCUUUGUUUCGGCUUGUGUGUUUUGCUAUAUCUAUCGUGUCAACAGUUCUGCUCGGCACCCACAGAACACGGUCAGCACCUUCCUUCAGAGUCACGUUCAAUUCAACCAGGUUCCCUUUGUGACUAUCUUUCGAGUGUUUGUGAACGUCAAAACAGCCAUCAGCAUUCUUGCCGUGGACUUCAGUGUCUUCCCAAGGCGAUAUGCUAAAUCUGAAACCUAUGGGACAGGGGUUAUGGACUUUGGCGUUGGAGCGUAUGUCUUUGCAAAUGCCCUUGUCUGUCCAGAGGCACGGGGGAAGAACAUCUCAGGAUCCAAGAUGAAUCACAUCGCAAAGCAGCUCUUGUCCGUCUGGCCCCUGGUUGUUCUUGGUAUGGGAAGGCUAGUGAGCCUCAAAAUGUCCGGCUACCAUGAGCAUGUGUCAGAAUAUGGCGUCCACUGGAAUUUUUUCUUCACACUAGCCAUUGUCAGAGUUGUUGCUUCUGUGCUUUUGGCCAUUUUACCCGCCCGUCAGUCAUGGGUCAUUGCCCUUCUGAUCAGUGGAUUUUAUCAGUUCACUUUGGAGACAUCAGGGCUGAAGGCUUUCAUUAUCCAUAACAAUGACAGAGAAAAGGACUAUCUGCAUGCUAACAAGGAGGGCAUAUUUUCUGUAGUGGGCUAUGUAGCCAUCUACAUGGCAGGAGUUCAGGUUGGACUCUAUGUGAUGCAACCAAGAUCCCACGUUAGACAGUGGCUCAAAGCACUUUUUAACCUCUUUUUGGGAAGUUUUGUCCUGUACUCUGCUUUGUACACAUGUCAGACGUUCGUGGAGCCAGUGUCUCGCCGCUUAGCUAAUUUACCUUUCUGCCUAUGGAGUGUUGCUCAGUCUUUGUUUUUUAUGUCCUGUCUAGGAAUAGCGGAUAUGGUUUUACUGUUUUCCAAAAGAACAUCAGGCUGUCACUCUGUACCCUCAUCAUGGAAUUUGUGUAAAAAACAAUCAGACUCAGUGUCUGACAAAAAGACAGGUGAGAUAGAAAGAAACUGUCUUGUCCAAGCUGUCAGCAGGAAUCAGUUGUUAUUUUUCUUGCUCGCAAAUGUCAUGACAGGAUUGACCAACUCGAUAGUGGACACACUUAGUUGCAGCAGCUCAUUUUCAGUGUGUGUUUUGCUGUCGUACAUGUUCACAAAUUGCUUUGUAAUACAUGUUUUACAUCUUUGUGGAAUUACAUUGAAAUUCUGGUAAAAUUGCAUUCAUAAAACUACAAGGUUCAUUUGUGUAGUUUGAAGGUUUUUGUGGGAUUGGAGUGACAGACAUUCAGGGAAACACUGGGGAAAUUAAAUGUCAUAAGAAGAUAUGAUCUGUAAAACUGAUGAUACUAUUGUACAUGAUAUGUUUAUAAAUGCGUGUGUUGAUAAAAUGUGUCUCCAAAUAAGUGAGGAAAUAUACUGUGAAACCAAACACACAGUGUUCUUAAAUGA